ACCACGCCCAUUCAGGAAACGCGAAGUGUCUCCAUUUGGUCGGGCAGGCGCCUUUUUAGACACGCGAGGAAAACUUUUAUUUUUUUUUCCUCGCUCCACGUCGAUGACAGAUUUUUAUUGAAACAACGAUGGGCUAAUAAAUCCUAGACGAACGUCUGGACGAUACUUCAGUUUGAUUUUCCUUCGUAUUUGUUCGAGAAUAGCGGCAUUCGCCGCAGGUACCGCUGUAAGAGUCUCCAAACGCGCCGCCCCAGAUAAGCAAGGAUCGCUCUUCUCUCACCCACUUUAAUUUCUCCUGAGUGUCCCAUUUCUUUCUACUUCAGAGUGGGUCGGCUGGCAAAGUCUUCGAGGUGGCCACCUUCAUAAGCAGACCCUCGCUGACAGUGGAUUACGAUGGACCCUCGUGUACUCCAUGAAGUGGAUGAGGAUUUAGGGUCAGAUGAGAUCUCUGCCCUCAAAUUCCUCUGCCUUGAUGUCAUUCCAAAAAAGAAGCUGGAGUCCAUAGAAGACGGCAAAGAUCUCUUUCUGAGACUGAAAGACAAAGGCUUUGAAGAUCAUCUUUUUGUAGUGGAGCUCCUGUACACAAUUCAGAGGUUUGAUCUCCUGAAGCACUUUAAUUUGACCAGGGAGCAAGUCGGCAAGCAGCUUCUGAUCCCAGGAAACGCAAAAAUAUCUGCCUUCAGGAAAAUGCUUUAUGAGCUUGCUGAAGAAAUGACCACAGACGAAGUGAAGCGCUUUUACUUCCUUCUGAGUCCCCAUUUUUCAAAGCAGAAGCUGGGCGAGCAGCCGACAAUGCUGAACAUGUUGGCGGAGAUGGAGACAAAGGAAUUGUUGGGAGAGGACAAUCUAACGUGCCUCGAAGAAACCUGCAAGCGCAUAAACGAGACUUUAGUAAAGAAAAUCAAGAAAUACAAAGUGGGCAGCCAAGGAUCUCCAACUGUGGGGACGUAUCCAUUUGAUGUGGGCCGAGGCUCCUAUCUGAGUUCUCCUACCAUCACAUCUGCAGUUCCAGUGAUGGGACCACAGCAGUCAACCCAGAAUGGUCAGCCUCUGCAGAGUCAGCAGUGGAGCUCAAUGAGGGACGCAUCCAACACCGAGCAAGACAUCUACAGGAUGGAGAGCAGACCCCGUGGGCUUUGUGUGAUCAUAAACAACAAGGACUUCAGCCAGGCCAGAAAAGACCCCUCAAAGAUGCUGAAAGACCGGAAGGGCUCUGACGUCGAUGCAGACUACUUGUCCAGGGUCUUCAAGAAUUUGUACUUUGAAGUGAUCCAGCUGAAUGACCUGACGGCAAGACAGAUCUCCGAUAACAUGGCCAAGUUUGGCGCAACCAAUCAUGGAGGCAAAGACUGCUUUGUGUGUUGCAUCCUUUCCCAUGGCCUGAAGGGCGCCAUCGAGGCAACAGAUGGACAAAAAGUUGCAAUUCAAGAGAUAACCAGCUACUUCACCAGUCGCAAGUGCCCGUCUCUCGCUGGGAAGCCAAAGGUGUUUUUUAUCCAAGCUUGCCAGGGGCAAAAGUUCCAGAAGUCAAUACCAAUACAGGCAGAUGGCCCAACUUCAGAAGAAGAAGAAGAACAGGAGGAGGAGAAGGAGGAGGAAGUGGCGGCUCAGCAACCUGAAAGUGACAUGGAGGUUGACGCUAGCUCAGUGCCAAUGGACGUCAUCCCGGACGACUCCGACUUCCUGCUGGGCAUGGCAACCGUAGAAGACUACUUGUCUUACAGGAGCGUCUCCCGGGGGUCCUUCUACAUACAGGCAUUGUGUAAGAAUCUGGAGUGGGGCUGUAAGAGGAAUGAAGACAUUCUGAGUAUCCUGACGCGUGUGAACCGAGAGGUGAGUAGGGAGGCCCAGCUGAGCGGAAGGCAGAUGCCAGAGCCGCGCUACACUCUCACCAAAAAGCUGCUGUUCCCCGUGGCCUGAACCUGCCAAUCACACGAGAGAAAUCCAAGGGAUCGGUCACAUGAUGAGCGUCAGCGGUGAAGCCGUGAGGGUCCCGGCUCACCGAUCAGGAGGAGGGACUCGGGGUCACCAUUAGACCUCCUGUGACGUGGGCUCCACUGCGCCCUCUUGUGUUAAUUAUUCUGUUUUUACUUGAAGGCCCGCCUGCCAUUGUUAGAUGUUCAUCGGGCCAGGGGUUUUCUGGGCUGCAUGGGUGUCCUUUAAGUGUUACUGAUCUGUUCUCACUUAUUCUGAUGUGUUGUGCCCGCUGCUGGCCACACAGAUCACCCUUCAUGUGUGGUGCUAAUGCAGUCAUAACCCAAGAUCUGUUGCCAGCUCACCACUAACAGCCUUUGAAAUUCAGUUUCUAAAUAAAAUUCUUUUGAAAAGCGG
Molecule: messenger RNA, 2331 nt
Organism: Polypterus senegalus (gray bichir)
Lineage: Eukaryota; Metazoa; Chordata; Cladistia; Polypteriformes; Polypteridae
Product: caspase-8-like
Exons: 11
Coding region: 394-1920 (508 amino acids)
Biological process (GO): proteolysis; negative regulation of extrinsic apoptotic signaling pathway via death domain receptors
Molecular function (GO): protein binding; cysteine-type endopeptidase activity
Source: RefSeq, a predicted model, not a curated record